Molecule: messenger RNA, 396 nt
Organism: Pyricularia grisea
Lineage: Eukaryota; Fungi; Ascomycota; Sordariomycetes; Magnaporthales; Pyriculariaceae
Exons: 3
Coding region: 1-396 (131 amino acids)
Source: RefSeq, a predicted model, not a curated record
AUGGCCGAGAAGCUGGAAACCGACGGCGUUAAUCAGCACAAGCUUAUCAGUUCCGACCAAGCUGCCCAGGACGACAGCUCGGGGGCCUGCUCCGAUGGGCUUGCCCUGGCCCAAGGACUGAAAGAGAGCAAUGUCCCUGCCGUCAUCUUGGAGAGAGACCCCAACCUCGGCCCGAGUGGACGAUGGGGCUUUGCGAUGGCUUGGUCGGCCCCCAUCCUCAAGUUUCUGAUCGCCAAUGAUGCCUGGUCCCGCAUCCACACCACACCGUACGACCUGUCCCUUCCCGUCAUGGAGGUCGGCACGAUUCCCAUGUACAAUGUAGCCAACAGUGCCCAUCCUGUAGACUUUUCAUUCCUGAAAAGAAACGUACCGAGUUUACCACCCACACUUCUGUGA